Guillardia theta CCMP2712 is the source of this 2391-nucleotide messenger RNA. RefSeq lists its product as hypothetical. Gene Ontology annotation, molecular function: ubiquitin conjugating enzyme binding; ubiquitin protein ligase activity; zinc ion binding. Gene Ontology annotation, biological process: positive regulation of proteasomal ubiquitin-dependent protein catabolic process; protein polyubiquitination; ubiquitin-dependent protein catabolic process. The transcript is spliced from 2 exons. NCBI's taxonomy places the organism in Eukaryota, Cryptophyceae, Pyrenomonadales, Geminigeraceae. The record is from RefSeq and is a predicted model, not a curated record. Bases 1 to 2391 code for a protein of 796 amino acids. Gene Ontology annotation, cellular component: ubiquitin ligase complex; cytoplasm.
AUGUCUUGUCAACAGCACCGCCAUGCUCCACCGAGCCUUCCGAACACCAACGCUAAUUCCUUCGUCCUCGAAGUUUGCGGGUGGGACGCCCCCAGCAUUUUUGAUCAGACCUGCGGAGACCCUGACAGGAUAGGCGAUGCCCUAGGCAUGCUCUUCGCUGAUCCUGCCCCCUCGACAUCUGAGUCUGACCAGCACCAGCACCAACAGGAAGACUUCCACUGCGUUAUCUGCCAAGACACCGAUGCGAUCAGCAGCGUGCGCUUGAGCUGCGGCCACAGGCUUCACGCAGAUUGCUUCAAGCGAUUCCUGGCAUUCGCCAUCAAUGACCAAGAAGUGACAAUCCAGCUUCCUGGCUGUCCCAAUGCUGGAUGCACGGACAAGCUGCGCUUCGACCGACAAGCUUUGCAGACUCGCUUUGCCAACGACGAUGAAUGGCGGGUCCUCCUGGAGACAUACGGCAGCAUAGAGAGGAGCUACAUCUCGUGGCAGGCGGGCAUACUGCCGUGUACCUCUCCCUGCUGUCAGGCCGUCUCGACCUCGGUCUCGACCAUGGCCGCUGUGUCCCAUCAGAACAGCACAGCUACGGUCAAGUGUGAGGGCUGCAUGGCCAUGUUCUGCGUCGGUUGCUCACUGGCAUCGAGAAAGUUGGUGCCUGCGCACGUCAUCGUCGGGUGCGAGUCGCGGGUAUUGCUGGAAGAGAGAUUGCGGCAGCUCGAUGAGGCUCACGAUGCAGUCUGCCAGCAGCUUGAAAGCAACGAACAAGCAGAGCUUGGAGUCUCGUUUGAGAGAACGGUUCGGCGAAGACUCCUUGAGGAAGAGCUUCGAGCUGAAACGCGUGAGGUCGCAGCCUGUCAGCUCCGCUCGUUUCCCGUCAGCGAGCAUCGUCUGAGCUCGAGCCGAGCAGCUCAAGCCGCCCGACAGUCUUCCCGCCAGCCCGACGGCUCGUCAGCGGUAGAGAGUCAUGAGGUCACGUCAGGCACCGAGCAGGCGACCCGCGAGGCCAACAGCUGGAGGCUGCUGAGAGAUCCCCCCCCGGUCGCAGGUCUUGGAGCAGCAACAGAGAUGAGGGGAGCAGACGCGAACCAGCUGUUCAAUCUGUUCCUACACGACAUGCAAGAUGAGGAAGACCAGAUCGACAUUUUGGACACGAUCGCCACCUCCGCCAGCUUCCGGCUGUUCAGGCCCCGUUAUGAUCAGACGGUGUCUGGUGAGGAGCAGCCGGUGAAUGUGUAUAACCUCCAAGACAUCCUCGACCUGUGCGAUAGAGCUUCUCUGACGGCCCUGAAGUCGAGGAUCAUCAAGAUUGCUAGCGGAGAAGAGCAGGAGGAAGCAGGAGCCCAGGCUCCCAGUGACCAAGAGGAGAUUGCUCGGAGCACCAAGCCAUGCACGAAGUGCGAAUAUCGCAUCCAGAAGAUGGGAGGAUGCAAUCACAUGACGUGCAGGAAGUGCGGGCACCAGUUCUGCUGGAUGUGCCUCGGGGCAUGGGCCAGCCACUCGUACACGAGCUGCCCGGGGGAGCCAAACCCGCUCUCCUUCCCCCAAGCGCUGCAGCCUGCCGUCAAGGACGUCGUGGACAAGUACCGCGACCGCGAACAGUCCCUCCUCGAGAGAAGGCUGGUCGAGUACACUCAGAAGCACUUGGUAGCUGGCCUGCCUGUCGACAAGGACAGCAGGAGAGCCGACUCUCUGCAGCUCUCCAGGCUGCGACAGAGAGUGGAGGAGCCUGCGAGGCUGAUGGAGACAUCGGAGGAGCUCUAUAGACUGAUGAGAGCAGAGGAGCGCAGACAGAGGAGAUCAGAGGAGCUCAGGCUGCGGGACAUGCAGCGCCAGCUCGAGCUGGAGAGAAUCAUCCGCGAGUUCGUUCCGCUCCAACGGACCAGCAGGUCCUCUAUGAGCACAGAUGCAGCCCAGCGAGUCUUGCCGGACCUGUACAGGCAGUACCUCAAGUACCGGGCCGCCAAGCAGAGAUACUUGGACGCGCAGAAGGAGAUGGGGAGACGAAAGCCGCUGGGAGUCCCGCAUGAGGACCUCGUCAACCAGUGCUACGCCAUUGACUUGGAUCUUGCUCGGCUUGAGAUGCAACAGGAAGCUUGCUUCCUGAUGGGCAUGGACGUGCCUCCCAGGCUCCUGCAGCAACGCUGGCAGAGGCCGCUGCACGAGGCGUUGACUCUCAUGCAGCCCAGCCGCUCAGAGGACCGGAAGGAGCCUGUUCGCAUGCCAGUGCAGGGGAGCGAGAGCUGGACGAGGGAGAGGCUGAGCGACAUGGACCUGGCGGAGCGCGUUUGUGCCUGGCUGGACUUGCAACGAGACUGCAUUGUGACAAUAGGUGUAUCAGCGGAUGCGAGCCCCUCCCAGCAAGGCUCCCCUGGGUCCCAUCAUGAUGAAGCAUGA